UUCGCCGUGCGUAUGUGGGUGAUGCUCAGCCCCUGCAGGAACCCCGUAAACUGGCUGGCCACAAAUUGCUUACCGUUGUCGGUAUGGACGGUUUCUGGGACUCCAAAUGCCGAAAACACCUCCUCCUGCAGAAACCGGACCACUGCCGCCGCUGUUGCUUUUGGCAUCGCUCGCAACCACACGAAUUUGGACAGAUGGUCAAGAACAACCAGAAUGGUGGUAUUCCCUCUCCUGGACCUCGGAUACGGCCCCAGAAAAUCCAGAUACAGCCUCUGCAUUGGUCGGAGCGAUACGGUUUCGGCGCCCAUUACCGGCCUCGCUAAUUGCGUGCUGUGUUUUGUUGCUUUGCACGUUUCACAGCCGGCAACGUACCUCCUCACCUGUGCCACCAUCCCGGGCCAGAAAAAAAACUGCCUGAGCCGUUCUAUGGUCCUCUUCAUGCCCCCAUGCAUAGCCGCGUCGCUCUCAUGGGCCUGCUGUAUAAGGGCUGCGGACACAGGACGCGGUACCCAGAGCUUCCAGGAAAAUUCCUCUCGCUCGGGCCGCGUGAACUGCGCCCGCUUAUACAACAGCCCAUCCUCCACGCGUAAAUCCGGAAAUAGCUCCGCGUUCUCCCGCACUUGCUUCAGCCGCUCGGUAUACUCCGCACCUUCGAACUCGGUUGUCUCGAAAUCAAAAAAAUCAACUUCCUCCAGUUCGAAAGGCCGUGAGAGGGGCCAACGACCACCGCGCUAAUCGACCGUCCAACUCCUUCAAUGACAUCAGCCACCGCAGGCUGGCGUGAUCAGUCACCACCUUAAACGGCAUCAACUCAACGUACGGCCGGAAUCUUUCGACCGCUUUUACUGCAGCCAGGCAUUCCUUCUCGGUGACACUAUAGUUCAGCUGAGCGCCCCGAAGCUUCGCUGAAAAAAAAGCUAUCGGCCUUUCGGCCCCGU
Scaptodrosophila lebanonensis is the source of this 938-nucleotide messenger RNA. RefSeq lists its product as uncharacterized. The record is from RefSeq and is a predicted model, not a curated record. Bases 13 to 735 code for a protein of 240 amino acids. The transcript is spliced from 2 exons. Lineage: Eukaryota; Metazoa; Arthropoda; Insecta; Diptera; Drosophilidae.